UUCCUGGAAGUCAACAAAUAUGAGUUGCACGGUGUAGGUGGUGACCACACAGGAUGUGCAUUUAAUACGUGAAACGCCAUUUUGGAGGUACAUUUAGUUGGUUUGCGGUUUACCAUUCGGUUUCGUUUGACGUUGAUGUGGAGUCCUCUCUGAAGAAGUUCAAACUAGAAACGUUACAUCUGCACUCUCCAGGAGUAACCUGUUUUGUCGUCGAACAAAGUGAGGUAGGGGACGGUGUGUUAGUCAUUGGAGCUCCGACAUGACCGACGUGACACACAGGACAGCCGACACGGCUCAUCAGUACAUGUAGCCUCUCCAACUGCUGUGAUUGACCAUGGAGGAAAGUGAGAAUCUUGAGUGGCUUAGGGAGCUUCUAGAGGAAACACAGCUCCUGCAGUUUUUCAGCAGCAUCCACGAUGACCUGCAUCUGUCGCGCCUGGAACACUUUGACUACGUCAAGAGCGAGGACCUGGAAAAGAUAGGCAUGGGCCGACCGGCCGUGAGGCGCCUGCUGGAUGCGGUGAAACGACGACGACGGCGGACUUUCCUCGGAAGGGUGCUGAAUCGCAAGGGAGAGAGCGGCGCAGGCGCUGCCAAAGCCAAAGUGACCUCGGGCCAGCCGUUGUCCGAGUCGCAGGCAUCCAGCAGCAGCCUCAAGCACGGCCUGACAUGCCUGAUCGGGGAAUCGGAACUGACCCUACACGAGAAACUGGGGGACGGCUCGUUUGGAGUAGUUCGACGGGGACUGUGGACUACCCCGGGCCACAGACAGGUUGACGUCGCCGUGAAGUGCUUAAGAAAUGAUGCUGUGCGUCAGGCGGGAUUCUUUGAGGACUUUGUCCAAGAGAUCAACUCGAUGCAUUUGCUGGACCAUGCCAAUCUCAUUCGCCUGUACGGCGUCGUUAUUGCCUCUCCUUUCAUGAUGGUGACUGAGCUAGCUCCCCUGGGUGCCUUGGUUGACCGGCUUCGGAGUAAGCCCGACGAAUUCUUGAUAGCCACGCUGUGCGACUACACCGUGCAGAUCGCCAGCGGCAUGGAAUACCUGGAGUCCAAGCACUUCCUGCACCGGGACUUGGCAGCCAGGAACAUCUUGCUUUGUAACACAGACAAGAUUAAAAUUGGGGACUUUGGACUCAUGAGGGCGCUACCAGUAACGGAGACGUACUACGUCAUGACCGAGCACAAGAAAGUUCCAUAUGCAUGGUGUGCUCCGGAGAGCUUAAAAACCAGGCAAUUCUCACAUGCCAGUGAUGUAUGGAUGUUUGGGGUGACACUAUGGGAGAUAUUCACCUUUGGAGAGGAGCCCUGGUUGGGGUACAACGGAGCACAAAUUCUUCAUAAGAUCGAUAAAGAAGGUGAGCGUCUGCCCAAGCCCGAACGCUCCCCGACAUCAGUCUACGAACUCAUGCAGCAGUGCUGGCAUCAGUCUCCCGGUGAGCGACCAAACUUCUCAGCGCUCAAGGAAAGACUCAUUCAGAUUCGUCCAACUGACAUGAAAGCGCAGCAGAACGUCAACACAGAUCAACUGGACAAGAUGGUAAUGGAGGUUGGCGACACCAUCGCCGUCAUGGAUGGAAGACCGGACAGUACUUGGUGGCGGGGCCAAAACCGACGAACCAAGCAGGUCGGGUACUUCCAACGACGGUAUGUGUCGCCGCCUUCCGGGUCUCUGAGACAAGAAGACAUCAGUCUGCCGUUGAGGGACAGCUUAAUCCACACCGGCCACUCCGGUCCGGACGGCGAAUCCUGGGGUCAUCCGGAUGUCAUUGACGAGGUGUAUCGUAUUCCCAUGGAGCCGUUUGAUGAUCACUUUGGUGAAUGUGGAGAUUUCGGCGAUUCAAGACCAGCCCUUCUGCUGUCGGACAGGUCCAAAAGCAGCAGCAGCAGCAAGGAAAAGGACUUGGCAGCCAAGCGUGACAGGGCGACCAGGUCCUCGGGGCGGGCCAGCAAGCAGCUCAGUCAAGCCAAGCGUAGCCGGAAUCAGGGAGAAGAGAUCAGGGCCGGCUCGUCCGUGUUCUAUGUCAGAGCUUCGCCGGAGGCGGAUGGCGCCGACUCCAGACAGGAGAAAGACACCGAGCUGCUGAUCGAUUUCUCCGAGACUCUCGACGGAAGCGCAGACGGUGGUCAGGACCUUCCUGAGAGUCACUCGCAGUCGUUGGCUCUGUUGGAUAUGUCAUUACCAGAUAACGAGCUUCAUCAAAUACCCACACCCUUGCGUCCUGAACCCAGCCACGAUCUCAUAUCAAGUGAUCCUUUUAGUUUAACGAUUGGUGCAACAUUAACGCAAGGUGGGCAAAAAUCGGAACAUGAAAACUUCAGUGCAAUGUCCAACAAUAUCGCAGGAAAUCCUGUGAAGCAGCAUUAUGCCUCAACACAAGAUUCGGUUUCAAAGUUUCGGGACGACUAUCAGCUGAGCAUGCCUGCUGCCCGAAAGACCAAUCCAUUUGAUAGCUACAGGUCACACGUGUCUGAUGCACAAACUUUCGGUUCGCAGAGCAGCAGCCCUUCUGUCCAGCAUCGGUACGAUGCUGUUGCCGAUGAUCCCGGGCCCGAAUUUCCACAAAAUGUUACAGCCAAGAGCCGUUCGGGUCCAUGUAGCAGGCCCCUCAGUGAUUCCGGCAUGGUUCACGUCUUCAAGCCCCAGCAAAAAUACGUAGAUACCAAGGGAACUGGUGCCAGGUCGUCCCUGGUGAAGGGUAGACAUCUGUACGACGAUGUGCCGGAAGAAACUGGUCACCCACCCGUGGCGAACACGCCCAAAAACUGGGUCCAUUUCUAUGACGAAGUCCCCACCGAAAAUGACGAUUGCAAUGGCAAGACCAAGGAAGUGCCGCAGAUGGUCGAUCCAGUGCCGAGAUCCCAUCAGAAGCCUGUUCAGCAAGUUCGCCGUUACUCCCCCUUCUCCCAGGACACCCCAGUCGCCAGGAAGGCGGCCUCGCUAAUCUCCGCCACUGUCACUCUUGAAAAAGUAGGAGCAAAAUCCGCCAGUUGUCACAAUGAUAGGGGUUUCCAAGAUAUCAGUCAAUUUCGGAGCGAUUUUGGUAGCUCUAAGUCAGGUGACGAUAACAAUAAGCCUGGCUGUGCAAGAUCUGAUGGUACUGAGAUCUCAAAGUCGUUUCUUGCAACCGACGGUGACGCACAUCAAAGUAGCUCGGACAGGGCUCCACUUAUUGGUAAAGAUCACAGUUGUAUUCAAGACGACUUGAAGCCAGGCAAAUUGGUCAGUAAGUUUCUGAAACCCGAUGAUAAUAUGAUGUUGAUGAACUUUCCCACCAAGGGGAAGAAAGACGAGGGCGACACAGAGAAUGAAAGUGAACAGAGACCGGAGUUACCGCCACGCAUGCCUGUCGCGGGGCAGCAGCCGGCGGGCAGAAGGCACAGCCGGAAACUGGACCGAUCCGAGAGAAAAUCGGAUCCCUUGCAUUUGAACACAAGGUCCCGGCACGAGUGGACGCAGCAGAGGAACGAGGAGGAAUCCCUGAGCUGCCCGAUCUUCAACAGUGACUCCAAUCUGCCUGAGGAUCAAAAGCCGCCCCUUCCCCCUCGAAAGCCGGUGCCCGAAUCAUCCGAUCACCUCCGUCACUUUGUCAGGCCGGUUGAGGAAAGCAAGUCCAAGAUUUAUCCCAUCAUGAGGGACGGAGUCAAGCUGAGCAACACUCACUACUUUCUCCUUCCCCCGAAGCCUUUGUCCGUUGUGCACACAGUCGACAGAAGCAGCCCCCCGAGUCCAGAAGUUGAUUUGGGUGAGCCGCCCGUGUCACCUUCCUUUGGCGUAAAGUCACCCACGACAGCCCACAUCCGCCCUAUCAUGCGCGACGGAAAGCAAGCGAGUGAUACCCACUAUCUGGUCACACCAGGGCGUAGCACAGUCUUCACAGAUUCGCUCAAUGCCCACAGCACCUCUGUUGGCGACCAAGGACACAAAACGGUUCACUCUUUCUCAUCCAGAGGAGCUCAGAGCUCUGCCGACGGCAAAGCUUCUUUGCCACGGAAUGCGCUUGACCUGUCCACGCUCAGCCCCAUUUUACCCCAACCCAACACCAAGACCAUCCAGUACACCCGCAGCAACAGCUUUGGCCCCUCGUCCUCGGCUCUCACCACCGAGGACUCGGAUUUGAUGGCCUCGGAGACAAAGUCCUCGGCUAUCCAGAAGAUGCGGCAGGUCCAGGCCCAGGUGCACGGCGUGACUAUGGAGGAGUGCCGCAACGUGCUCAUCGGCAACGCGUGGCACGUCGACAACGCCGUCCACGAACUGAAGAUCGAGCAGCUCUUCCAGCUGGGGAAUGUGACCCGCGAGCGUUGCGAGUCGCUGCUCCGUUCCUUGGACUGGAAUUUGCAGCUAGCUAGUUCAGUCAUACUUGAUCAGUCAUGAGUGCUCAGUUCGAAAUGCCAAGUCAUUUAAGUGUUGCUUGCUCUCAGACAUCGUCUAUUUCUAAAAUAACUUUAAUAAAGAAGUUGCUAAUGCAAUUGCAUCGAAUGAAGGAGUUUUAACAUCUAUUCAAGUGACCUACUUAAACUUUAUACGUAGCUGGUCAAACAUAUUUGUCAGCGGUAUAGUGAUAGCUCAUGUGAAGUCAUCUAUUUCUGGAGCAAAGCUUGUCAGUAGAGUUGCCAAGGCAAACACUGUGUUCACCGGUCAGUGUUUUUCAAAUUUUACACUCGUAAAGAUCAGUACCACCAUUCCAACUUCCCAAUCGAAUCCAAUAUUACCAGCCGAGACAAUAUCCAACUUCUUUGUUGUUCUUGCAGUUUAUUAUCAUCUACAACUUGACUGACAUGAAAGCACAUGUACGUGCAAGUCUGCUCCUAUUUCAUCGUGAAUGUAACUCGCCAACUUUUGUGCUCAAAUUCUAUGCAACAGUAUCAGGCAGCACUGUAGUUCUCCAUCUGCCAGUUAAAAUAUCUAGGAUGGAACACCCCUGAUGUGAUGUGAUCUGUGUUGUUGCCGUCAAAUUAACCAACACCAGAACCUUGAGGCUAUCGUGUACAUAAAUGAACUCAGUAUGGGCCCGUUUGUUUCUCACGGAUCUGGAUCGUGAUCGGUGAACCCAGGGCUGGUUUGUGCCAUCUAGUAGGCGGGUUCUGGUGUCAGUGAACCAGCGACAGAUCACUGAUCGCGAUCGGGAUCCGCGUGAAACAAACGGAGCCUAAAUUUACAUUUUACUUAUAGAUUAAGACCACAUGCAUGCCAUUGCCCACCGUGAACAAUACCAUUGCAUGAAGAAAGUAAAAUUAUGAAAUAGAAAAAUAUUUUGAACAGUAACUCAUUGAGUAUGCAUAAGAUGCGAUCAAUUUAUAUAACGAGUUUUGCCCUUACCCAACGUAUAUAUUGAUAAACACUGUAUGCUCAGUGCUUGUCCGAGAGCUUGCAAAAAAAUU
Messenger RNA from Acanthaster planci (crown-of-thorns starfish), 5379 nucleotides. RefSeq lists its product as uncharacterized. Gene Ontology annotation, molecular function: protein binding; ATP binding; protein tyrosine kinase activity. Gene Ontology annotation, biological process: protein phosphorylation. The record is from RefSeq and is a predicted model, not a curated record. NCBI's taxonomy places the organism in Eukaryota, Metazoa, Echinodermata, Asteroidea, Valvatida, Acanthasteridae.